Molecule: messenger RNA, 926 nt
Organism: Trichoplax adhaerens
Lineage: Eukaryota; Metazoa; Placozoa; Uniplacotomia; Trichoplacea; Trichoplacidae
Exons: 10
Coding region: 74-820 (248 amino acids)
Biological process (GO): proton motive force-driven ATP synthesis
Molecular function (GO): proton transmembrane transporter activity
Source: RefSeq, a predicted model, not a curated record
AUUGAAUCAUCGACUUUUAGGGCUUGAUCGCCAUCUUGUGUGAUCUUGGUUCGUGCUGCUGCAGACGGUGAUCAUGUUGUCAAGAUCUAGGAUAGCUCUAUCUGCUAGCUACGCGCUGCUCAACGCUAGCAAGAGAAGUGUGGGCAAAAUCGUUCAACCAAGUAUUGUUAUCCUUAACAAUCGCUGCAUCUCUCAAAGUCCCCGCUUGGCUAAAGAGAAUGCUGUACAGACUACGUCAAAUAGGACACUGAAAGAACUGAUUGAAGAGAAAACUGGAACAUCAGGUCCUUAUGUUUUGGGUGGUGGUAUAUUAGCUUAUUUGUUAUCAAAAGAAAUGUUGGUUCUACAUACUGAGACUUUGAUUGCUCUCUCCAUUUUUGGUGUGAGUUACGGUAUCAUUAGGAAAGUUGGUAAGCCGACCGCUGAAUUUCUCGAUCAACAAGGAGAUGAGAUCCUUGAUACCCUAAAUGAAGGGCGAAAUAUGCAAAUGGAGAGAUUACAAGAGGCUAUCGAAGCUGAAAAGGGUAUAGAACGUAUGUUUGAUUCACGAAAUGAAAUAUUUGAAGUUAUGAAGGAAAAUAAUGCCAUGAAAUUGGAAUUAGAAUAUCGUAAAAGACAACAACAUGUUUACGAGGAAGUUAAGAAACGACUUGAUUAUCAAGUAGAAGUCGAACAAACAAAGCGAAGGCAGGAAAAAGAGCACAUCGUUGGUUGGUUGGAACAGGAAGUUGUUAAGAGUAUCUCCGCUCAACAGGAGAAAGAUUUCCUAAGUCAGUGUUUUGUUGAUUUGAAGGCUAUUUCUAGUAGCAAUAGGUUAUAAUCUUGCUGAGGAUAUUUUAUGUUGCAACUAAUUUACACUGUAUGAUGUGUAAUUUCAAAAGCGCUGUUAUGCUAUAAAAUUGUAAAGCCAAUAAAAUGUUUAACUU